Molecule: messenger RNA, 1977 nt
Organism: Epinephelus lanceolatus (giant grouper)
Lineage: Eukaryota; Metazoa; Chordata; Actinopteri; Perciformes; Serranidae
Source: RefSeq, a predicted model, not a curated record
AUGAGGCUGAGUAUCUGCCUGCUCGCCUUAUUGCUGGGCUGUAAUGUCACCGCAGAAAUACUCCAUGAAAUAGUUAAAGAAAAGACCUCAGCCACUCUACGUUGUCCUCACUCUGUGGAGGGUGAAGUGACAUGGAGUAGAGAGAGUCAUGGAAACAAAGUUGACAUACUAACAGUUAGAGGUGACGGAGACUUAAAACACAUUCAUGACCCGGGCAAUCGGUACAGUUCAUUGGCAGAUAAAUCACUGAUCAUUCACAAAGUAACCAUCUCAGACUCUGGAAGAUACUUGUGUAACAAUGAACCAGCUGUGGAGCUGACAGUGAUCCCAUCAGGAACAAUCAGAGAUGAUGCUACAGAGGGGACCACCAUCACUCUGACAUGCCCUCAUGAUGUUGGAGGAUCACAUACCACAUGGAGCAGAGGCUCUGGUGAUAUACAACAAGAAAAAGGGUUUUAUGUUUCACCUAUAGACAACACAUUGACUAUAACAAGCGUGCAGCUUCGUAACUCUGGACUUUACUACUGUGAUGGAAAACCUGCUGUGUAUCUGACUGUGAUCAAAGGUCACUCUGAAGGUACCAAGACACCAACAACCUUAACAACUAGGCCUACGCCCAAAACAAGACAGAUUUCAGCAGCGACACCAUCAAAAGCUACAGCACCUACCCCUGCAACAAAAACUGUACAAUCAACACCACCUUUGAGAACCACCACUUCUACAGAUACAACUACAACAAAGAAAAAGCAUCAGAACAGGAAACAUGGUGAAAAGGACAAGAAGAGAGGUAAGAAGGCAUCAACACCAAUGACAACAACAACAACAACAACAACAACGACAACAACAACAACAACAGGAACAUAUGAAUCUGCUUCUAAAGAACAUCAACCAGUUCUUCGUUUGGUGUGUGGAGUAGUUUUCUCCUUUCUUGUUCUCGUCAUCAUCAUCAUCUUCAUCAUCUACUUCACUCAGAGACGCAGGUUGAAAAGACGAGCAAAUGAAAGAUUUCACGUCUAUGACGAGAUACAGGAUGGAUUUUUGUUGCAGCCAACAAAUGGUGGAGGAAGCUUGGCAGAACCAACAGCCACAUACUGCAUGGCAGGUUUUUCAGCUGGAUCAAACCAAAAUGAUCCUUCGUACUCAACCAUCCCAGUUCUCCCUCCAGUGCAGAAGAAGACCAACACAUCUCUACGUAUGGAGUCCCCAUAUUCCUUGACUGGCAACACUUUCACUGAUGAAAAAAAUAAAGGUUCAUCACAGCUCAGUGACAACACGUAUUUUUUACUGGAGAAACCCAAAGCGCCUGGAAACAACAAGGACCAAUAUCUGUAGUUUGACCUCAAUAUUGUGCUGUUGUCACGUAAAAAAAAAAUAUUGUGAGAAAAAUGUUUAGCUCCCUGUUCUGGAAGUUGAGAUUAAAAUGGCUACUGACUUUUAACAUGUGUCCCGACUCUAGAAAUGCAGGAUUGGACCCAACUGCAGACAAAUCAGGCAGACAGGAUCAGUUCAGUGAUUUACUGAAGGCAUGUGGAUUACUAGCAGAUUCAGGUACUUGGUCCAAGUCUAGGUCAGGUUCUGGUUCUGGUGGCUCCCAAGCAAAGGCAUGAAGGAUGUCAACUCUGUCAAAUGAGCAACUGACUGGGGAAAAGAAGCUGGUAUAUGCUGCGGGUCUGAUUCGGGAAAGUGGCGACAGAUGAGCAGGUGAAUGAGAGUCAGCUGAAAGGGGGAAGGUCUUAGGACAUCUGGUGGACAGGUAUAGGACAGCAGGUGUGCAGAUUUAACGGAGAGGAUAUAGCCUUGGACCAUGGACAUAGAUAUCUAGAGUAAUGUGUUAGCUCAUUGCAGCAAUACGUCAAUGUUGCCACCAUGUUGGACUUGCCUGUAAAUAAAUGGGGAAGCUGUGGUUUUUCUCGAUAAAAACGCAAUAAUGUUGAAAUUCUCAAGCAAUUUCAAUCAGUUGCUUUUAUAUUCAUGGGU